AUGUCUCUGCGUCCGUCUACUGCUCCUCUGCGUGCCCCUUUUCCUUCCCCUCCUGAAUCCUCUCUUCCUGCACUUGCCGGCCCUGAGUCGGACUCUCUUCGUGCUGCCAGUCCUACUCUCACGCGUCUCCUUGCUACUAUUGUCACUGACCCUUCUUUCGAGUCUACUGCUGCAUCUGCUCUCGUUACUGAGCUCGUCAACUUUGCUGCUCGCUGUCGCUUAGACUACGCUGCUAGUCUUGUCGCUGAGUCAGAAUCUGUCUGUCCUCCGUCCGUCGGGGACCCGGAUGCACUUGACAUCCCGACUCCGCGCUCUUACGCGGAGGCGAUAGAGGGUCCCUACUCCUCUCAGUGGCAGGCAGCUAUGGAUGCAAAGAUGGCUUCCUGGAAGUCCACAUGCACCUACGUUGACGCUGUCCCCCCUCCUGGGGCGAACAUCGUCAGUGGCAUGUGGAUCUUCAGGGUGAAGCGGCCGCCGGGUUCUCCGCCUGUCUUCAAGGCGCGUUACGUGGCUCGUGGCUUCAGUCAGCGGCAGGGAGUUGACUACUUUCAAACACUCUCCCCCACCCCGAAGAUGACCACUCUUCAAGUACUGCUGCACAUUAAUGCUCACCGUGACUACGAGCUCCACUCUCUCGAAUUCAGCACAGCUUUCUUGCAGGGCAGCCUGCACGAGGAGAUCUGGCUGCGUCGCCCACCUGGCUUCACUGGGUCUUUCCCUCCUGGUACCCAAUGGAGUCUCCGGCGUCCAGUCUACGGUCUCCGCCAGGCGCCACGUGAGUGGCACAACACACUGAGGACUAUGCUUGCGGCACUUGGGUUUUCUCCUUCUACUGCCGACCCGUCGCUGUUUCUGCGCACCGACACCUCUCUGCCGCCGUUCUACAUCCUCGUGUCAUCGACGACUUGGUCUUAG
Closterium sp. NIES-65 is the source of this 915-nucleotide messenger RNA. NCBI's taxonomy places the organism in Eukaryota, Viridiplantae, Streptophyta, Zygnematophyceae, Desmidiales, Closteriaceae. The record is from the annotation of a GenBank genome assembly.